Molecule: messenger RNA, 1200 nt
Organism: Rhodofomes roseus
Lineage: Eukaryota; Fungi; Basidiomycota; Agaricomycetes; Polyporales; Fomitopsidaceae
Product: glutaredoxin
Exons: 3
Coding region: 116-832 (238 amino acids)
Molecular function (GO): 2 iron, 2 sulfur cluster binding
Source: RefSeq, a predicted model, not a curated record
GUCAUGGUCGCCCGUAAAGAGGUCCCCGCCGUCCGCUCUCUGCUCGUUCAACAACGCUCACGACGCUCCCGCCCUCCCAUCAACGCCCUAGCCUACCACACUAGAAACAGCCAGAAUGCCCGUCGCCACAACGCUAGAUAACUUCCAUGAAAUCAACUCGGCGGAGCACUUCCAGUCGCUGCUAUCGGCAGACCUGGAACGAGUAUCCCUGAUCAACUUUUGGGCACCAUGGGCGGAGCCGUGCAAGCAGAUGAACGAGGUUGUGCAGGAGCUGGCGAAGAAGUACCCGCAGGUGCUGGUGACACAGGUGGAAGCAGAGCAGCAAUCGGACAUUGCUGAGUCGUUCGAGAUCGAAGCUGUUCCUUCAUCCAUUGUCCUCAGGGGGCACACACUGCUCGCUCGUAUCUCAGGGGCGGAUGCCAAUGGCCUGACAGACGCGAUCGCAGCCCACGCACGUCCCAAGCCGUCCAUUAAGGCACUCGCCCAGACCGACGCGGCCCCCGCAGCGCCCGAGAAGGAGGAGACGCAGGAGCAGGUGAACGAGCGGCUGCGCUCGCUCAUGAACAAGGACAAGGUCGUCCUCUUCAUGAAGGGUGAUCCCGACGCACCGCGCUGCGGCUUCUCGCGGCGGAUGGUCAACCUCCUCGCGGAGCAGGAGGUCUCCUACUCGCACUUCGACAUCCUCAGCGACGACUCCGUCCGGCAGGGCCUGAAGGUGCUCAACAACUGGCCGACCUUCCCGCAGCUUAUCAUCAACGGCGAGUUCGUGGGCGGCCUGGACAUUGUCCAGGAGACGAUUGAGAACGGCGAGCUGAAGGAGCUCCUCGCCUAGUAGAUGGCAUCGCGGAUCGAUGGAGGUGUACGAUUUGACAUGAUUUCUGUAGCAUUUUCUUGUUCCUCCUCGACACUGUAGCCUUGUUAUAUAGCGGAAGGGCAGUCUUCAGACGUGAUAAGUUAUGGGUGUAACCCACCAGACAACCCGCCUUCCGAUUCACUCGUAGUAACUUAGGCCCGUUACGCUUGGGUUCGUCGAAAUCCGUAUGCCUUUGUAGUUCGGCACGAGAAGCGUUCGAUUAUGAUCACGGAAACAGAUGCCCAGCGUUAGCUACGCAGUGCAGAUGGGUUGCGUCGCAGCGAUCUUUUCGUUUCAAUAUGCAGGGGAGGGGUGAUUGUGUGCAAGCAGCAGGAGUCUCGCUGCCC